CCUUAUGACUCUCACACAGAUUCUUUUUUAGAAAAGCAGAGGAGUAGCUGAAGAACUAUGGGUUUAUUUUUACAUUUGUUUACAAUGAGAACUUCAAGGUAAAGGGUUCUCUGCUCAAACCUCCAAAGAUCCUGGCGCAGAGACAGGUUUUAAUCAAACCUAGCAUAUUGUUUACCUCAAGUCAUGGAUCUCACAUUGUGGCAGUACCAGUUUCGAAUCAUCAUGCUUGGAGACUCUACAGUGGGAAAGUCAUCCAUGUUAAAGCGCUACACCGAGGACUUGUUUCUGGAAUGCAUCAAUCAGACUGUCGGAGUGGACUUCUAUGUACACUUCCUUGAGGUGGAACCUGGGGUGAGGGUUAAACUGCAGUUCUGGGACACAGCUGGUCAAGAGAGGUUUAGGUCUGUGACUCGAUCCUACUACCGUAACUCCGUUGGAGGUCUCCUGGUGUUCGAUCUGGGCAACCGCAAAUCUUUUGAAAAUGUGCGGGAAUGGUACGUCGAGGUGUGUGAACGUGUGCAUCCUUUCACUGUGCUCUUCGUCCUGGUGGGACACAAGAGUGACCGCGUCAAAGCUGGUGAAAGAGCCGUGGACCGAACUGAAGCAGAAAAGUUGGCGAGCCAGCUGGGAGCCCCCUACAUCGAGGCCUCGGCCAAAACGGGUCACAAUGUGAAAGAAGCCUUCGACCUCUUGACCCGGCGGAUUUAUCAGGGCUUAAAAAGUGGCGAGAUCCAGCUGCGCGAAGGAUGGGAUGGCGUCAAAAGCUCUGCACCUACAGCCCAAACGCUCCAGAAGUUACAAAACAAUGACUCUGCUGAAAAAAAGAGCUGUAACUGUUAACUCUUACAACACUCGGCUCUGUGUUUCAAUAGGAUGGAUACGUCUGACAUUGCCAAAUACACCUAAAAGUAAACCUCAAAGACUUGAUGUAAGAUUAUAGGUGUUAAAUAUGAUCAUUCUAGAUAAUAUAUGAAAGAUUCCAGCAUUUGGAAACCGCAUUGGAACUCUUGAUUAAAGUCAAUACCAUAAACAUUUCCAAA
Danio aesculapii is the source of this 1040-nucleotide messenger RNA. RefSeq names its product RAB42, member RAS oncogene family (gene rab42b). The record is from RefSeq and is a predicted model, not a curated record. Gene Ontology annotation, molecular function: GTPase activity; GTP binding. NCBI's taxonomy places the organism in Eukaryota, Metazoa, Chordata, Actinopteri, Cypriniformes, Danionidae. The coding region runs from base 184 to 840 and encodes 218 amino acids. The transcript is spliced from 2 exons.